Molecule: messenger RNA, 430 nt
Organism: Xyrichtys novacula (pearly razorfish)
Lineage: Eukaryota; Metazoa; Chordata; Actinopteri; Labriformes; Labridae
Source: the annotation of a GenBank genome assembly
AUGCGAGCAGACGAGUUCAUCACACCGACCCGGUUGUUGGUCUGUUGUCGGUCUCUGAUAUUUGUCACCUGUGUGUCGGAGCUUUAUGAAGAAUUCCAGGAGGAGGUGAACAGUGGGACGCCGCUCCCUUUAGUCCUCUCCACGCUGGUGGGAUUUUCUUCAGACAUCCAUGUUGACAUCAGUGCAGGGGUCAAAAGGUGAGGGGUGUCUGAGUCUGUGAGCGGCCUCACUGUUUCAUGUCAACACUUUAACCAAACUUGAUUCCUCCUCGACUUAAACUUCACUGAUUCUCUUUCUGCACCGCUGUAGACUUCAAGAAGCUUUUAGACCAAAGAGGACAUCUUUGCCACCAGGGCCGAUGUCUUCAGCGUGUAACAAACAGGUGAGCAGAGAGCUGACGGCUAACAGGAGCGACUGUCUGCUGGUUUAA